AUGGCGUCGAAGAUGAUAGCCAACUCCGUGGAUACAUCAAAGUCCAAGCCCCAGGAAGCUGACCCGGAGAGAGGCGAGGGGGAGGCGGUGGACUACCUCGCCCGAGCGAACUGGCUGCGCGCCGCCGUCCUCGGCGCGAACGACGGCCUGGUGUCUGUGGCCUCCCUCAUGGUCGGCGUCGGCGCGGUCAACCAGACCGCGAAGGCGAUGGUCGUCUCGGGCCUGGCCGGACUGGUGGCCGGCGCCUGUAGCAUGGCCAUCGGCGAGUUCGUCUCUGUCUACGCCCAGUACGACAUCAUGGUGGCCCAGAAGGAGCGGAGGGCCAACGCUGAGACCACUGGCGCUGGCGAGGAAGAGGAGACCCUGCCGAGCCCAUUGGAGGCGGCGGGGGCCUCCGCUCUCGCCUUCGCCCUCGGCGGUGUCCUGCCGCUCGUGGCCGGCGGCUUCGUCAGGGCCUGGGCUGCCAGGGUUGGAGUGGUAUGCGGGGUGACAACCUUGGGCCUGGCCGGGUUUGGCGCCGCCGGUGGGUUGCUAGGCGGCGCCGCCGUUGGGAAGUCCUCCGUCAGGGUGGUAAUCGGGGGGUGGCUCGCUAUGCUGGUCACCUACGGCGUGCUAAGACUCUUCGGGCUCGUUUUCCAGAUGCAAAUCUCCUCGGCCUAG
This is a messenger RNA of Spirodela intermedia, 660 nucleotides long. NCBI's taxonomy places the organism in Eukaryota, Viridiplantae, Streptophyta, Magnoliopsida, Alismatales, Araceae. The record is from the annotation of a GenBank genome assembly.